Myzus persicae (green peach aphid) is the source of this 2700-nucleotide messenger RNA. RefSeq names its product myrosinase 1-like. Gene Ontology annotation, biological process: carbohydrate metabolic process. The record is from RefSeq and is a predicted model, not a curated record. The transcript is spliced from 14 exons. Gene Ontology annotation, molecular function: beta-glucosidase activity. Lineage: Eukaryota; Metazoa; Arthropoda; Insecta; Hemiptera; Aphididae. Bases 113 to 1765 code for a protein of 550 amino acids.
AUAUAAAAGGCGGUUAUAAAUCGUUUUACUGCGUACUUCAUAAUUUGAAGCUGUGUGAGUUGAAACUUUUCAAACAGUUUACCAAAGUCAAGUCUUUCUAUAAUCUAAAAAAAUGGCCAGUGAUGAAGUAGUCCAGUUUGCUGAAGAUUCUAAUAUUGGAACCGAAUCUGGCACAUAUCAAGACGUUGAAGGUGGACGGAAACAAGAUGGUGGCCAUUUCGUAUCAACUAAGCAAUUUCCUGACGAUUUUCUACUUGGCACGGCAACUGGGGCUUAUCAAGUAGAAGGAGCUUGGAAUGAAGAUAAAGCGGAAUCAAUCUGGGACCAUUAUUUUCAUUCCAAUGAAGCAAACAAGUCGUUCAGAUAUUUCUUAGACUUACCUGAGUCGGUAAUCGAAAACCACAUACAGAAGGGUGUCAAACCUAGAUUAGCUGAUAUAUAUAAGGGAAUGGGAGUUUACGAAUUUCCAUCAACUGCAAUUAACGAUGGUACACAUUUUAAUUUCAACGGUGAUAUAGCUGCGGAUACGUACCACAAAACAGAUGUAGAUAUCGAACUUCUCAAGGAAUUGGGUGUUCAAGUUUAUCGAUUUUCCAUAGCUCCAACCAGAAUUAUUCCAAUGGUUCAUGACCAUUCACCAGGACAAAGCGGAAUAGCAUAUUAUAAUAAUCUAAUUGACAAAUUAAUCGAAAAUGGAAUCACACCAAUGGUAACGUUGUACCACUAUGAUAUGGGGAUGGCUUACAAUAUAAUUGGAGGACUAACAAACUCGGCUACCUAUGUAUUUUAUCCAAAUUAUGUGAGGAUAUGCUUUGAGAAUUUCGGAGACAGAGUAAAAUAUUGGACAACAUCUGCAGAUAUACAUUUAUCGGCUGAAGGAUAUGGUUCUGAGCAUUUCGCUCCUGGGUACCAAGAACCAUUUUUUAGUGGAUAUUCAGAUUAUCAAGUAUUGCAUAACUGUUUUACUAGACUUGCAAUGGUUUAUAAAUUGUACAACGAAGAGUUCAAGGAAAAACAACAAGGACAAUUAAGCAUGGCCAUAGAUGGAGUUUGGUUUUAUCCGAAAGAUCCAAAUAAUCCGGAACAUCAAAAAGCUGCCGAAUGCGCAAGAAUAUCAACAUUUGGUUUGAUAGCACAUGUGUUAGCAACCGGAAAAUACCCGGAAGAAUUUUUAGAAUCUGUUGAAAGGACUAAUAAACGAGAAAAAAUACGGGUCGAACGUGUUGUACAAUUUACAGAGAAAGAACAAGAGUUAAUUAAAGGGUCAUUCGAUUUUAUUGUAUUCAACUAUUAUAAAAGUGUAAAAGUGCGACCAAUGACCAGUGAAGAAUUGGCCAAUGAACCUAAUCUUAAAAGAAGAGAUCGAGGAUAUUUCAUGGAACUUAAUAACACCACAGAAACUGAAGUUUAUGAAGGAUUUUUAAAUUGCUUAAAAUGGAUCAAUGAAAAAAUGAAUAAUCCAAAAAUAUUCAUCGGAGAAAAUGGAUUUCCAGAAGAGGACGGCAUUGACGAAAGUGAAAAAAAAGUAGCUUACCAUACUGGUAUUUUAAAUAAACUACUUGAAGCACUGGAUGAAAACAUAAAUGUUUUUGGAUACUCUGUUUGGUCGUUUUUAGAUACUCUCGAGUUCACAUUUGGUUAUUGGAAGAAGUUUGGAAUUUAUGCGGUGGACUUUAAUGAUGAAUCAAGACCACGUUCAAAGAAAAAUAGUUUCCCUUUCUUUCAACAGUUGUUCAGAACAAAGAAAUUACAAAUAAAAAAUUAGAAUGAAAUAUCAAAAUAAUAUUAAAAUUAAAUACUUACAUUUUUCAUAUUUUUUGCAAUAAUUCUUAACUACAAAAUUAAAAAGGGAUACUGUAAUUUCAAUCUGAUAAAGAAAAAAAAUUAAUUAAAAAUAUAUUUAUUAUUAUCUUUGAUUGAACAGUUUUCUUAUUCUGAAAUAUGUUUUAUUCUUUUACUCAUUACACAUAAACUAUAGGGAAUAAUUUGUGUAAUAUUAUUAAAGAAAAUUGUCGAGCAAGAAAAAUUAUUAGUUUAUAUUUGACACAUCCGAGAUUAAUCAUUGACGAUCACGAUCGCUCUUAGAUUGUGUCGACUCUCGGCGUCUCACAGUGGACUAGAAAUUAAAUUUAGACUGUAUUUGUUCUGAUUUAAAAAUGAUAAAAAUUUAAUUUUUAAAUUCUAUCUCUUAAUCCUGCAAAAUCCAAAGAAAUAUUUUUUGAACUCCAUUUAUAGCUCUUUUAUUGAGGCAUUUUUAUAUUUGUCCAUUGUUUUGUUUCAAAUGUAGUACGUAUAGACUAUAUUAUUAAAGUUUAUUUUGUUUUUCCUUUUUUUUAUUUCAACUAAAAUUAUAAAUGUCCUUUAAAUAUAAAUAAUAGUAUAAGUAAAAUGCCUUUGUUAAUGUAUUUUUAAUGAAAUGAAAUAUGAACUUAAACGUUUUAGUUUUUUUAUUAUCCCAAAACUGCUAAUAAUAUUUGACUACACUAUUAUUCAAUACGUUCAUAUUUUAGAGAGACUACUAAACUAGAUUAUAUUUAUGUAUAUUUUAUAUGUUGCUAUUUCCAAUUGUAACUUACAACAAUUUAAUUCACUUAAAAAAAACAGAUUACCUACUACAAAAGUUGUAUUCGUAUUUAGUUUUUAAUGACAUCUUAUUAUACAAAACAAGUUUAUUUAUAAAUAUAUACACAUUUAUUUUGA